AUGGCAUCCAUUUCAACUGCUGCUGAGGCAGUGGCGAGAAUCGCCUACCUCACCAGUGAUACCGUCCUCUCCGUACAGCCUGCGCUGCAGAGUGACUCAUUGUUCUCAAAGUCGCUCAAGGCCCUCAAGGCUGGCAAGAAAAUCAACUUGUCAUCAAAACCCACCAUUGUCCAAGCUGUGCGGUACAAUGAAGACCCCCUUCUUUCCGCAUUCACUCCUCUUCAGAAUGGCGAGACUAUCUCCGUUGUCACCAGCUCCUCGGUCCUGAUCACCGCCGUUCCUCACCUCUACCGUCUCGCCAACAGCCCCGUAGUCAUCCACGUUGCGCUGGAGCCCUCUCCAUUCCCCGAUUACUCCGUGAUUAGCUCCAUUCGCCAGUCCGGCUUCACAUUCCUCCACUCAGAAACCCUGCAAGAGGCUCAGGAUAUUGCUAUCACUGCUCAUGCACUUGCUCGCAAGUCUGGAAAGGGUGUCAUUCAUUUCUUCGACCCCUCCAACUCGGCUCAGGAUCCUUCUAUCGCCGAGGAGGAAGUUGAGGUUGUGAAGAAGGUCUUCAAUUUUGGUGGAAAUGCCGCCACCUCUGCUGGAGCCCAGACUCUCUAUGCUGACUCUGGUCGUGUGGCCACUGUUACCGAUGAGGCAGUGGGUACUGCACCUUCUGGCCAACCCUUGUCAACGAAUUUGACUGUGCCCUCUCAACCUCAGACUCCCUUCACCGCGAGCGUUGAUAACUCAUCAGUCGGCUCUUCGCGAAGAGAUAGCAGCGCUGGCAGUGAAGCCCCAAGCUCGACUGCCACGACUGUGGAUAGCGCCACUAUUCGGCCUGUUAGUGCGGGCGAUAUCUUCGAAUGGACAGCUCAGAUUUGGAAUAUUCUGUCCGAAGAGGUCGGUCGUAGAUACAACGCUAUUGAGUACACUGGUGUUGCCAAUGCUAAGUCUGCUAUUUUCGUAUUUGGCUCUACCGGAGUCUUUGUGGAUGCUCUUGCCAAUGCUAGUGCCAACCCGGAGUUGGAGAACAUUGGUUUGAUCACUGCUCGUCUGUACCGCCCUUGGGUCGGUGGUCAAAUCUCUAACUCUAUCCCUAACUCUGUGGAGAAGAUUGCUGUUUUGGAGCAGGUUCGCAAGACCACCCGGUGGGGUCCUUCUUUCAUGGAUCUGUUGUCCAGCCUGACCCCCUCCGGUGCUCGCACCCAGGCUCCUCAGAUUGUUGGUUAUCGUCUUGGAUUCAUUGAGCCCUCUACUGCUGUCCAGGCGCUUCGCGGUGUCUUGCAGAACUUGAACUCCGCUUCCCCUAUCCAGAACCUUGAGAUUGGAAGCUCUCAGGUUCCCACUGUCGAGAAUACCCUUGAGCAGCCUCGUAUUGAGAACGCCUACUUGAAGAUUCUGAACCAGCUCUUCGGUGAGCGUCUUCACAUCGCCAACCAGCUUGGAUCUGACAACGCUGGUGUUUCAAGCACCAUUGCCGCAAGCCCUGAGUAUGGAUUCGGCUCGUUGCUGGCUCGCCAAGAGCGCCGUCAGCGCUUCAUCCGGGAGGUCGAGGAAGCGUCCAAGUCCGGUGAUUUUGCCACUGACGCCCCUAAGUCCACUUUGUCUCACUGGGCUCUGAGCGUAAAGGAAGCCGCCAAGGCUAACAAGCUGGCCCCUGAGGUCAUUGCGCAGCUUUCUGACGAUGGGUCCGCACUUUCCCGUGAACUCCUUCAGUCUAAGAACUUCUUCUACGAGGAGUCCGAGUGGCUGAUCGGUUCCGAUGCUUGGGCGUACGACUUCGGCAACUCUGGUGUUCACCAUGUUCUCGCAUCUGGUGCAAACGUGAACAUGCUCAUCAUUGACUCUCAGCCCUUCUCUGAGCGUGCUGCCGCUGACGCCACUCGCCGCAAGAAGGACAUUGGUCUCUAUGCCAUGAACAGAGGUAACGCCUACGUUGCCUCUGUUGCUGUCUACAGCUCGUACACCCAGGUUCUCCAGGCCAUGUCCGAGGCCCAGCAGUUCAACGGUCCCUCGGUUGUUGUUGCCUAUUUGCCUUACAACCAGGAGAACAACUCGGCACUCACAGUCCUGCAGGAGACCAAGAAGGCCAUCGACCUUGGCUACUGGCCCCUGUACCGCUGGAACCCCGACAACGAGGAGAAGGGUGAGCCAAAGUUCGCCCUUGACUCCGAGCGCAUCAAGCGUGAUCUCGAGGAGUUCCUUCGCCGCGACAACCAGCUCACCCAGCUCAUGAACCGCCACCCAAAGUACGCUCCUGUGCUCUCCGAGUCCUAUGGUACUGAGGUCCGCGCUCUUCAGAAGAGAAACGCCAAGGACUCCUACGAGAAGCUCUUGGAUGGUCUGUUCGGUGCUCCUCUGACUAUUCUCUUUGCUUCCGAUGGCGGUAACGCUCAGAAUAUCGCCAAGCGUCUCGGUAACCGUGGUCGCGCCAGAGGCUUGAAGACUAUGGUUAUUGCUAUGGAUGAAUUCCCUCUUGAGGACUUGCCUACCGAGGAGAAUGUUGUGUUUAUCACCAGUACUGCAGGCCAGGGUGAGUUCCCCGUGAACGGCCGUGCUCUCUGGGAGCACGUCAAGAACUCUGGUGAUCUCGACCUGUCCACCAUCAACUACUCCGUCUUCGGUCUUGGUGACAGCCACUACUGGCCUCGCAAGGAGGACAAGAUCUACUACAACAAGCCCGGCAAGGAUCUUGAUGAUCGUGUUGCCUUCCUGGGUGGUCGCAAGCUGACUGACAUUGGCCUUGGUGACGACCAGGACCCCGACGCCUACCAGACCGGUUAUUCCGAAUGGGAGCCCCGCCUUUGGAAGGCUCUCGGAGUUGACAAGGUCGAAGGUCUCCCCGAGGAGCCUGCCCCGAUCACCAACGAGGACAUCAAGAUCGGCUCCAACUUCCUUCGUGGUACCAUUGCGGAGGCUCUUUUGGACGAAAGCACUGGUUCCAUCCCUGCCAGUGAUCAGCAGCUGACCAAGUUCCACGGUACAUACAUGCAGGAUGACCGUGAUCUUCGUGAUGAGCGCAAGGCCCAAGGUCUUGAGCCUGCCUACAGCUUUAUGAUUCGCUGCCGUCUUGCCGGUGGUAUUGCCACUCCCAAGCAGUGGUUGCAGAUGGACGCCAUUGCCAGCUCCCACGGUAACGAGACCAUGAAGCUCACCACCAGACAAACCUUCCAGUUCCACGGUGUGAUUAAGCGUAACCUUCGUGGUGCCAUGCGUGCCAUCAACAACUCCAUGAUGGACACACUCGCUGCCUGCGGUGAUGUGAACCGUAACGUCAUGUGCAGUUCUCUCCCUGAGCUCUCUUCCUUCCACCGUGAGACCUGGGCCAUCUCUUCCAAGAUCAGUGAACACCUGCUGCCCUCGACCACUGCCUACCACGAGAUCUGGCUUAAGGAUGAAAACGAUAAGAAGAUCCAGGUUGGUGGAGAUGCUAUCGUUGACCACGAGCCUCUCUACGGUCCUACCUACCUCCCCCGAAAGUUCAAGAUCACCAUCGCCAUUCCUCCUCACAACGAUACUGAUGUCUACGCCCACGAUAUUGGUUUGAUUGCCAUCAAGGGUGCCGACGGCCACCUCGAGGGCUUCAACGUCCUGGCCGGUGGUGGCAUGGGUACAACUCACAACAACACAAAGACCUAUCCCCAGACUGGUCGCAUGUUCGGAUACAUUCCCGCCGAUAAGGUUCACCUUGCUUGCGAGAAGAUUAUGCUCGUGCAGCGCGAUAACGGUGACCGUAAGAACCGCAAGCACGCCCGUAUGAAGUAUACCAUUGAUGAUAUGGGCGUUGAUGUGUUCCGUGGCGAGGUCGAGAAGCUUCUUCCCGAUGGCCUCAAGUUCGGCGAGCCCCGUCCUUUCGAGUUCAAGUCCAAUGUCGACACCUUCGGCUGGCUGAAGGAUGAUACAGGCCUCAACCACUUCACCUUCUUCAUCGAGAACGGUCGUAUCGAAGAUACCGCUGACUUCAAGAUGCGCACUGGUCUCCGUGAGCUCGCUGAGAUGGGCAAGGGCGAGUUCCGUUUGACUGGUAACCAGCACCUCAUGAUCUCCCGCGUUACCGAUGAGGACCUCCCUGCCGUCAAGGAGCACAUGGCCAAGUACAAGCUCGACAACACUAACUUCACUGGCUUGCGUUUGUCUUCCUCCGCUUGUGUUGCCUUCCCUACUUGCGGUCUCGCCAUGGCUGAGUCCGAGCGCUACCUCCCCGUCCUGAUCUCCAAGCUCGAGACCACUCUCGAGGAAUGCGGUCUUGCUCGUGACAGCAUCGUCAUGCGUAUGACCGGUUGCCCCAACGGCUGCGCUCGUCCCUGGCUUGCUGAGGUUGCUUUCGUCGGAAAGGCCUUCGGUGCGUACAACAUGUACCUGGGUGGUGGCUACCACGGCCAGCGUCUCAACAAGCGUUACCGCUCCUCCAUCAAGGAGGACGAGAUCCUGGACAUCAUGAAGGGUCUUCUCAAGCGCUACUCUCUUGAGCGUGAUACCGAUGGCGAGACUCCUGAGCGUUUCGGUGAUUGGUGUAUCCGCGCUGGUGUCAUCAAGGCCACCACUGAUGGAAAGAACUUCCACGAUGGCGUUGCCGAAGAUGAGGAAGAUGAAGAGUAA
Messenger RNA from Penicillium paradoxum, 4584 nucleotides. Its product is annotated as sulfite reductase (NADPH) subunit beta. Gene Ontology annotation, molecular function: iron-sulfur cluster binding; heme binding; FMN binding. Gene Ontology annotation, biological process: sulfate assimilation. The coding region runs from base 1 to 4584 and encodes 1527 amino acids. The record is from RefSeq and is a predicted model, not a curated record. The transcript is spliced from 4 exons. Gene Ontology annotation, cellular component: sulfite reductase complex (NADPH). Lineage: Eukaryota; Fungi; Ascomycota; Eurotiomycetes; Eurotiales; Aspergillaceae.